AUGCAUCUCAUCCUCACCGGCGCAACCGGCCUGGUCGGCUCCGGCGUCCUCGACGCCAUGCUCAAUAACAACGCGAUCACCAAGAUCUCCAUCCUGAGUCGAAGACCAGUGCAGAUGGCAGAAGACGCAAAGGAUCCCCGAGUCCACGUUAUCACACACAAAGAUUUUGAGACCUAUCAGCCAGAGCUUCUGGAGCAAUUGAAAGACGCAGACGGAUGUGUCUGGGCCCUUGGAACAUCCCAAAACAACGUGAACAAGGAGCAAUACAUCACGAUCACCAAAGACUAUGUCGUGGCAGCCGCCAAUGCGUUCUCCACACUCAAGCCUGCAAACCCUCCCUUCCGGUUCGUCCACGUAUCCGGCGAAGGAGCAACGCAAGAACCAGGUCGGUUCUCGCCGAUCUUCGCACAAGUCAAGGGUGAGGUCGAGUCGAUACUUGGCGAUAUCUCAGAGAAGAAUCCGAACACGUUUCGGGCUGAUACCGUGCGACCCGCAUUUGUUGAUCCGGCGAGCCACGAUGCGAUCAAGCCGUAUCUCCCUUCCAACAAUGGUAUUUGGUAUAAAGUCGGUAUGGUGCUUCUUGGUCCUGGGAUCAGGCAGCUCUACAAGUCGAUGCAUUCACCCACUGAACGUCUUGGGCCGUUCUUGACGGAGAUGGCGAUGGGACGGAUGGAUGGGAAGCUUGAGGGUUCGGGGGUGUUCAAGUUGGGAGGUGGUUGGGUUGUUGAGAAUAAGGGGAUGCGGAGGAUUCUGGGAUUGUGA
Molecule: messenger RNA, 762 nt
Organism: Penicillium argentinense
Lineage: Eukaryota; Fungi; Ascomycota; Eurotiomycetes; Eurotiales; Aspergillaceae
Product: putative nucleoside-diphosphate-sugar epimerases
Exons: 2
Coding region: 1-762 (253 amino acids)
Source: RefSeq, a predicted model, not a curated record